AUGAAUUGGACUGGUGGCCACCUUCAAAGGCAUUUCACUAGAAUUGAUCCCUUGAAACAUCGGCAGCAGCAGCAUUUUGCCAGAGCCAAGGCGAAACUUCUCAGUGCAAAGAAGAGCGCACCAGUCAAAAUUCCCUGCCUUGAUCGAAUUCAUGGGCUCCACACAGGCAUCCCUACAGAGUCCAGGUUUCCAGCUUCUAGCCUUCAAGAAAGAAGUUGCAGCAGGGAAAAUGUUGUCGAUUCGCAAAGCAAUGGUCCUUUUCCGCCCAUUACACACACGAUUCUGCAGGGUGGUGCUAAACAUUCCAUCCGUCGUGAGCCUAUACAACAUCAUCCAUCUGUUCCAAUGAAGCCCGAGCGGGUGCCGAGCGCUGACCUCUACAACGCUACCCCCCCUCCCAUCCCCAAAAAGGUAAAACGAGAGCGGAAGCCAUCGAUACCAGAAUCAGGCGAAGGGAGCGAUACCGAACACGAAGAAUCGUUAUCAGACAAGAGGAGAAAGAUACUUCUGAAAGGGGAUUGGGUUAGUGUUGGGUUUCAAAGGCCGCCACAGCUUACCUUCACAAACCCCAAACAUGCAGAUGCGGUUGGUAAGAGGAGGAAAGUUACAGAUGGUCACCAGGCCCAGUAUACCAGGAAUGCACGACGUCAAACAAUAUCCCCAAACCCCAUAAGAAACUUACGUCAAUUAAGCCAAAGCCCUAGUUUGAAUGCAGGACAACUCCCCAGAAGACCCGACGUCAAGAUAUCCAUUGGAGGGAAGGUAUUCCCACCUGGUAUUAGCUCAGGGUCAGCACCCAGCCGGAAACGCAGUAUUUUAUCCCUUCCGCCGCCGUCCAACUCCUCGGAGGUGAUGCUGCUAGGCAACGAAGAAAUACAACCCGGGACUGACGAUUCUAGCAACUACUACGGUAACUUGCGGAUUGAAGGCCUUACAGGCGACCGAAACACUCGAAAUGAGGCAUCCUGGUAUGCUCAAACGCUCCUUUCCAACAACCGUGCCGGAAAUAUCAAUCAUGGAUACCGUGGAAGCUCGAACAGAGAGCCAGAUGAGGACGCCGAAGUCACCAACAAUUUUCCAGAUGGGCUCAGCCCCUCGUUCCAGAUGAGGUGGCAAUUUCUUGGCAAUGAGGACGACUCACAUACUUCUGACGGCCUGCAAUCAAGUUCACUACCGAACUCUGAUUCAAGAAAUACUCCGAGGCAUCCUCGGCCUAUUUUCUCUUCAUCAUCUGCAUCACUUCACCACCCAUUGCCCAAGAGUUACAAGAUUUCCUCUUUACUGGAAACUGACACCUCUGAAAUGGCCAAAAGUACUACAGCGGAAGUAGGGCGAGUUAAAUCCUCGGUCCCAGCCUCCCAGAUCAUGGAUAAUAAAGUCUGGGAAACCUGGAUGACGUCUUUCCAAAACGACGAUGGACUUGAUGGAAUAGAUGAAACCCUUCCUGCGGAAAACAGAAGCGUUCUGAUUAGUCCCAAAAUUAGUGCGGCUCCAGAAUACGGACCCCGAGAUGGCUAUAUGGACUCAGGUGACGGAGACCCGUCAGAAUCGGAGUCUCCCGAACCCUAUCAACAUAAAGAAAUUUUAGAAUGUGAUUCCUCGUUGUGGCCAGCAUUGGGUCAGAGCAGCUGCAAACAGCUCCAGCUUGAACCAAGGAGGCAGCUACAGGAAAGGGAACCCCAAAUGAAUCUUUUAGCUUCAUCACCUUUGGGCGGCCGAGACUGGAUAGAGCUGAGGGUGGUACCCGAGAAUACACACGAGCAUUGGACAGCCUCCGGUCCCAAAGCAGCUAAUUUUCCUACUUCUCCAGCACCAAAACUAAGCUUUGGGGCCCCUAUGGUUUGCAUGUCGACAGAAAAGAAAGGGCCUGACGAGAUAUGGAAACAAUUUGUGUUUGGGAGCGAUAGUGAAGAAGUUGAUAUUUUCCAUGACCAGGGUCCGAAGAAUACAUCGCACGGGGAAGCACCAGAUACGAUAUCUCUCCGCACAGACUCUCCUAUUAUAGUAGGCCUGGGGAUUAGUGUGGCUACAUCUGGAUAUUCUCUCCAUUCCUUGGGAUCAGACUCUGAUUUUACAACCGGAUAUGCAACUAAAACCACGGCCCGUCGGCACCUCAGCGCUAGACCAGACACCGACACUCCUCCCUGA
Venustampulla echinocandica is the source of this 2148-nucleotide messenger RNA. RefSeq lists its product as uncharacterized. The transcript has a single exon. The record is from RefSeq and is a predicted model, not a curated record. Bases 1 to 2148 code for a protein of 715 amino acids. Lineage: Eukaryota; Fungi; Ascomycota; Leotiomycetes; Helotiales; Pleuroascaceae.